Molecule: messenger RNA, 1081 nt
Organism: Pecten maximus
Lineage: Eukaryota; Metazoa; Mollusca; Bivalvia; Pectinida; Pectinidae
Exons: 4
Coding region: 6-728 (240 amino acids)
Source: RefSeq, a predicted model, not a curated record
UCAGGAUGGGCCACUACACAAAGGUAGCCCUGAAGAGCUGUGAUGGGUAUAACCAGUUUAUUCAAAGACACUGCAUUGAGCGGAACUAUAUUUUCCAGAUUAGAAAGUGUGAUCUGGAGAAUUGUUGUUCAAGAAUCAGGAACCCAACUGGAGUUGUACCACACUUUCUCCCUGACCCAGAAGUCGAUCCAGAUCACCAGGGACAUUACAAGUCAUUUGAGGAUGUUUUGGGGACACCGACUUCGGAACGUGACAUGCCUUCGGGACAUACACAGACUAUUGCCAAUGUAGCUGAAGAACAGCAGGGAUGUACUAAUCGUAUCCUGGUGGCCCAAAAUGCUAGGAAGACCAUCUUGUGUGAAGAAUGCGCAAAACCUCGUUGUGUGUACAGCAGACGGGCCCUGACUUUAAGGGAGGAAAGGUCUUUCCGUAGGAUUAAGGAUCGCUACAAUUACACCUGUGGCUCCCUCAUCACACCUGAAGGUGAUAGUCUUCAUGGCACUGUGUUUGUAAGACUGCAGUUGUGCUGUACGACUCCUAUAGAGAUGGCAUAUUAUUCAGCUCCAGCGGCCAUUGGUAGAAAAGACUUAUGUUGUUACUGCGCUUCAUUCGAGGAGACUGAACGAGAUCCUGAAGCGCUGAAAACAUUCCGGGUCGUGCUGCCUUUGUGCAAGCCCUGCAAAACUGCAGGCAAAGCGGUGAUCCGCAGGCAACCAAAAAAGUUCUGAUUUGAAUGUGGUGUUUUAACUCAAGUGGUUUCAAAAUGUGUAGUUCUUUUUUAAUAUUAAUUAAGAGUUCUUUUCAAGUUUGGAGAUGGCUUAUUACGCAGCUGCAGCGGCCAUUGGUAGAAAUGACUUAUGUUCAAUGUUACUGUACUUCAUUCCAACAGACUGUCAGAACAAGAUCCUGAAGCGCCGAAAACGUUCCGGGUUGUGCUGCCCAUGUAUAGCAAAACUGCAAGGCAAAACUGUGAUCCGCAGGCAACCAAAAAAAUACCAAUGUUUUUACUAUGAUUUCAAAAUGUGUUCUUUUAAAAUAGUUCUAUUUCAAUAAAGAGUUGUUUUGUUGUUGGAUAAUUUAA